AAAAAGAAGAGAGUUAGAAGAUAUAGGUAUGGCGAAGUCCUCAGUAAGCAUGAAGCUCCUGAUCGACACCCAUGGUAAAAGAGUCCUGUUUGCCGAAGCAGGCAAAGAUUGCGUGGAUUUCAUGUUCUACAUACUCUCUUUGCCUGUAGCAAAUCUCAUCAAUCUUGUCGGAAAAAAACAAAUGGUGGGGUCUUUGGGAAACCUGUACGAAAGCAUAGAAACCCUAAACCAGUCAUACAUACAGCCAAACAAAACCAAAGACACCCUUCUGAAACCAGUGAAUCCUGUGAUCUGUAGUGGUUCUUCUGUGCCUCUGCUUGCUAUCAAAGAUUCUCCUACUACUAGUACAAAGAAUUACUACAGGUGCCAGUGUAGUUAUCGUCUCAGUUAUGUAUCCGAUGACCCAAGAGCGAGUUGUCCGAGUUGCCACGUGGCAAUGACCAACGCUGUGCGAUAUGUGGCUCCUCCUGUAAAACAAGAAUCUUCGAGCUGUGAUGAAGAAGGUUUAGGGUUUGUGAAGGGGGUGGUUACUUAUAUGGUGAUGGAUGACUUGGUUGUCACGCCAAUGUCUACUAUCUCCAGCAUCACACUUCUCAACAAGUUUAAUAUCAAGGAAGUUGGUGCUCUGCAGGAAAAAGUUGUCAACAUGGGAAUGGCCGAGGCUGUGAAGUUGUUGAAGGCUUCUCUGGAGACCGACAAAGUUCUUACCAAUGUUUUCUUGAAGUGAAUAAUUAGGGGCUCGAUCCCCAUCAACUGCUUGAUUAAUUGAAGAACUCUGCUCGUGCUUGUUAUGCAUUUUGUAUAUAUACGUACAUAUUAAGUACUUUUGCUUCGUCGUUUGAUCUUCUUCUUCUUUUGGCUGUAAAUUAUAUGAAGUUGAUCAACUACUUUUGGACCUCUG
Messenger RNA from Erythranthe guttata (spotted monkey flower), 901 nucleotides. RefSeq lists its product as uncharacterized. NCBI's taxonomy places the organism in Eukaryota, Viridiplantae, Streptophyta, Magnoliopsida, Lamiales, Phrymaceae. The record is from RefSeq and is a predicted model, not a curated record.